AUGUACAUGUAUACCAACUCUGGGUGCCAGGACCUGCCAGGGACCAGAGAGGAGGAGGAGGAGGAGGAUGGUGAUGAUUAUGAGAACAUGGCGCCACCCUACAAGGAUCUUCCUCCCAAGCCAGAUUCACUGGCUCCACCAAGGCCUCCGAGAGCAGGAAAGAAAAUGGAGAACCCCCCACUUCCCUGCAAGUCCCCAAAGAUCAAAGGCCUGGACCUCACCCCUGUCCCCCGCACAUCUCCUCAACUGGGUGUCAAUCUGGAACAUCCUCCGUUCCAGUCAUCCCUAGCUAUAACUCCAGUGACCCACCUCAGUCAGAAGUCCAGGUGUCCUGGGUGCUACCAGGAGGAGAGACUGGUGGUGUACCUGUGCCUGCUGGUGGUGGUGUCACUGCUCCUGGGCUGCACUGGUCUGGCUGUGACCCUGAUUAAGUACCAGGAGAUGGUGGAAGAGCUAAAGAUAUUAACCUUUCAGCAGAUGGCGUGGCAAGCAAAUGUGACUGGCAUGGCGGGGAUAGCUGGCCUGAAGAAGGACAUUGACCACAUAAGAACUUACACCAACCAGUCCCUAGUAAAACUUCGGGGCUUAUUAGACUGUACCAAGGUCACCUGCCCAGAGGGUUGGCUACCCUUUGAGGGGAAGUGUUACUACUUCUCCCCAACCACCAAGUCAUGGGAUGAAGCCCGGAAGUUCUGCCAGGAGAAUUACUCUCACUUGGUCAUCAUCAGUAGCUUUGCUGAACAGCUUUUGGGACCCGGAGGAACCCAACAACAUCUAUGACGAGGAUUGUGCCAGCAUGAACAAAGGUGGCACCUGGAAUGACCUCUCUUGUGACAAGACUACAUAUUGGAUCUGUGAGCGGAAGUGUUCCUGUUGAAC
Mirounga angustirostris (Northern elephant seal) is the source of this 879-nucleotide messenger RNA. Its product is annotated as C-type lectin domain family 17, member A. Bases 1 to 780 code for a protein of 259 amino acids. The record is from RefSeq and is a predicted model, not a curated record. Lineage: Eukaryota; Metazoa; Chordata; Mammalia; Carnivora; Phocidae. The transcript has 11 exons.